AUGUCUUUCAACAAGAAAAGGCUUAUGAGAAGAGUGUUCUCAACAAAUAUUGGAAGUUGUGGCUGUGCAAAAAAGAAAGCAAUUGAAGUCCACGAGCCUAUUCAAAAGACCAAAAUUUCCAUUAGCCAAAUUAGCAAGGCUUCAUCCAACACAACUUUAGGUGAACGAAAGGGUGCCGGUUGUAGCGUCGAUCACAGCGACGAUUUCUCCACCACCACUUUCUCUGAAGCUGAAACUACACAAAACUACUCUCCACACAAGCAUAGCCCACUAUCAAACACUGUGGUCGUUGAAAAGGAUUCUGAUAAUCCAUAUCAUGAUUUCAAACACUCUAUGCUUCAAAUGAUCUUCGAGGAUGAGAUCGAUUCGGAGGAUGAUCUUCGAGUUCUUCUUCGGUGUUUUCUUCAUCUCAAUGAUACUUGUUAUCACCUUGUCAUCGUUAAAGUCUUUAAUGAUAUAUGUCAUGAAGCUUUUUCCGACGACAAGGUUUGUACUACUACUUCGUCUGCUAUCAAACCUUCUAAUAUACAUGUUUAUGAAAAUGAGUAA
Molecule: messenger RNA, 549 nt
Organism: Medicago truncatula (barrel medic)
Lineage: Eukaryota; Viridiplantae; Streptophyta; Magnoliopsida; Fabales; Fabaceae
Product: transcription repressor OFP6
Exons: 1
Coding region: 1-549 (182 amino acids)
Biological process (GO): negative regulation of DNA-templated transcription
Source: RefSeq, a predicted model, not a curated record